Stylonychia lemnae is the source of this 894-nucleotide messenger RNA. NCBI's taxonomy places the organism in Eukaryota, Ciliophora, Spirotrichea, Sporadotrichida, Oxytrichidae. The record is from the annotation of a GenBank genome assembly.
AUGAAGUAAUAAAUUUGCGAGAACGAAAAAGUUUUUAUUGUUGACGGCCUUAAGUAAGGAAUUAGACGUGAUGGUAGAGGAAAUCUGGACUUCAGAGAAUUCAAAAUAGAACUAGGAACUAUUCCUCAUGCUUUCGGGUCUUCCUCUUUGAUAUUUGGCGAAGAGGAUAUAAACAUAAUUUGCGCUAUUAAAGCUGACUUACAAAAGCCUUUGCCAUCUGAGCCUAACAAAGGCCAGAUAAGGUUUCAUCUUGAGUCUUCUCAAACUGGUUCAUCACUAUUUACGAGAGAAGAGUAAUCAGAGCUCAAUAAAAACAGACUUACAAGCAUUUUAAAUGCACUCUAUGGAAAUAUCAUCAAUAGAGAAGAGCUAAAAGUAUUUGAGGGUUAAUUCUGCUGGUUCCUCAAUGUAGACAUCUUAGUGAUGGAAGAACUAUCGUUAUAAUAGAUUGACUUUAUUGGAUUAGCAAUCAGAUCAGCCUUCUUGGACUUUUAACUGCCUUCAGUAAAUGCCACCUUAAAUAAUAACACAGGCAAAAUCGAAGUAGGCUUGGUGGAAGAAAUCUAUGAAGAUUAAGAGAACACUGAUAAAUUAGAAACUCUUAAAUCAGCUAAGAACUCUCCUUAUAUAUUAUCGAUAGGAUUCAUAAGAGAUGAAGCAGAAGAUGUUGUUGUGAUAGAUGCUGAUGAUUAAGAAAACUAAUGCUUUGAUUAGCUAUUGCAUAUUUCAGUAGAUAAUAAUUUGAGAAUAUAUGGAAUAGAGUAAUCCAAAGGAAGAUCUCUGCAGUCUGGUUUGCUCAGCUCCAAAUUUUUCUUACAAGGUAACCUGACUAAAAUACUAAAGCCAAAGAUCAUAGAAUUCGAAAGAAUUAGUUAGAAACUAAUUAAAUAUUGA